This is a messenger RNA of Arabis nemorensis, 639 nucleotides long. Lineage: Eukaryota; Viridiplantae; Streptophyta; Magnoliopsida; Brassicales; Brassicaceae. The record is from the annotation of a GenBank genome assembly.
AUGCAACUCACAAUGUCAAGCUACAAGAUGAAAAGCCUCUUGAAAGGGCUCCGUUACAUUUCUCAAGUAUUUGAAAGUGCAAAAGAAGAAGAAAUACAAAUCGGAAAUCCAACGGACGUAAAACAUGUUGCUCAUAUUGGUUGGGAUGGACCAUCGGCUGAUGCCACCGCGCCAAGUUGGAUGAACGAGUUCAAAUCCGGUGGCGAAUUCGAAUCUGGUCAAGGAGGUGGAGAAGAUGAUGCCUCCGUGAAAUGUAUGUCGGAAUGUGGCGGUCGGGCUAGAGAUUUACCAAAACUACCAAAAUCUACUAGGAAAUCAUCAUCGGAGAAAGGUUCUCCCACAAAGGAAAGAUCAUCGGAAAAAACCAAACGCCGGUCUUCGAACAAAGGCACAUCAUCGUCAUCGAGAAGACCAAAGGAAGGUUCUGAACAAGACGAAUUUUCUUCAUGGUCUGGUCUCAGUACAGGAUUACCGGAAGUUCCAAAGAAAUCAAGGAGGAAGAAGAAGACGAAAGAUGCCAUUAAUGGAGGAUCAACGAGAUCAACAAGGAGAUCCGAAGUCGAUAACAUGUCGGAUUAUAUGUCUGAGACUGGUUCGGUGAGAUCUAUGCCUCAAUUCGACAACAGAGAUGAUUUUUGA